This is a messenger RNA of Pistacia vera, 4794 nucleotides long. RefSeq names its product ABC transporter C family member 3-like. The record is from RefSeq and is a predicted model, not a curated record. Gene Ontology annotation, cellular component: plant-type vacuole; vacuolar membrane. The transcript is spliced from 10 exons. The coding region runs from base 81 to 4637 and encodes 1518 amino acids. Gene Ontology annotation, molecular function: ABC-type transporter activity; ATP binding; ATP hydrolysis activity. NCBI's taxonomy places the organism in Eukaryota, Viridiplantae, Streptophyta, Magnoliopsida, Sapindales, Anacardiaceae. Gene Ontology annotation, biological process: transmembrane transport.
AUGAUUCUGUAAGGGCAUAUUAAAUCUUUUUGUUCUAACUCAUCCCAACAUACAAAAAAUUCAAUUGUGACCCAAAAAGGAUGGAGCCUCAUUACCAAAUACAGCAUGUUUCCUUCCCUUUCUUCACUCAGUCAUCUUCACUAAUGGAUGCAGGUACUGGUUUUCUUCUCAAACCCAUUUUCUUGCAUGGGUUUUCUGCUUCAUUACACUUAGUUUUGUUACUCUUGUUAAUUAUCUCUUGGGUUUGCAAGAAUCUGAAAGUAAGUGUUGAUCAAAGCAAUGAAGGGUCAAAGGACCGGUUUAACAAGAGUAAGAGAGUUUUGUGGUAUAAGCAGACUUUGUUUUGUUGUUUAGGUGUUUCAGUGUUUAAUCUUGUGCUCUGUUUGUUGAGUUACUUCUAUUGGUAUAGAAAUGGGUGGUCUGAUGAUAAACUGGUGGCCCUUUUUGAUUUAGGGCUUAGAACACUUGGUUGGGGUGCAAUUUCUGUUUAUUUGCAUACCCAGUUCUUCAAUUCUGGUGAACCAAAGUUCCCUUUUCUAUUGAGGGUCUGGUGGGGUUCUUACAUGUCUAUUUCUUGUUAUUGUCUUGUUAUUGACAUUGUUCUUUACAACAAACGAGUUACUGUACCAAUUCAAUAUGUAGUGUCUGAUGUUGUCUCUGUUAUAACUGGACUGUUUUUCUGCUAUGUGGGGUUUUUGAGGAAACAUGAGGGUGAAGAAACAAUUCUUCUUCAAGAGCCCCUUUUGGAUGGAAACAGUGCAAGUGAAGAUGUAGUGUCACCAAUUAAGACCAAAGGAUCUGAUAAUGUAACCCCUUUCUCAAAAGCUAGUUUUAUUAGUAUCCUUACUUUCUCUUGGAUCGGUUCUCUAAUUGCCGAUGGCAAUAAGAAAACUUUAGACCUUGAGGAUAUCCCUCAAUUAGAUAGCAGUGAUAGUGUAGUUGGGGCCUUUCCAAUUUUCAGAAAUAAGCUCGAGGCAGAGUGUGGUACAGGAAGUGGAAUGACUAGACUCAAACUAGUGAAGGCACUGUUCUUCUUAGCAUGGAAAGACAUUCUUUUGACAGCUUUCUUAGCUCUUGUAAACACGUCAUCCUCAUAUGUUGGCCCAUUCCUCAUUGACACUUUUGUCCAAUACCUGAAUGGGAAGCAGGAAUAUAAAAAUGAGGGGUAUGUUUUGGUUUCUGCUUUCUUUGUUGCAAAGCUUGUGGAGUGUCUCGCCCAGAGGCAAUGGAUCUUUCGGUUGCAGCAGGUCGGAGUUAGGGUCCGAGCGGUCAUUAUUGCAAUGGUAUACAAUAAGAGUUUGACACUUUCAUCUCAAGCGAUGCAGGACCACACCAGUGGGGAAAUCAUUAAUUUCAUGACUGUUGAUGCUGAGAGACUUGGUGACUUCAUGUGGUACAUACAUGAUCCAUGGCUGGUGAUCGUGCAAGUUGGUUUGGCCUUUCUGAUCUUGUAUAAAAAUCUUGGGCUAGCAUCGGUUGCUACAGUCUUUGCAACUAUAGUUGUUAUGGUGGUAAAUUUUCCAUUUUGGAGAAUGCAAGAGAAGUUUCAAGACAAGUUGAUGGAAUCAAAAGAUAAAAGAAUGAAAGCAACUUCUGAAAUUUUGAGGAACAUGAGAAUUCUCAAGCUUCAGGGAUGGGAAAUGAAGUUUUUGUCUAAGAUUACUGAGCUAAGGAAGAGUGAGGUUGGAUGGUUGAAAAAACAUCUUUAUUGUACAGCUAUGGCCAGUUUUAUCUUCUGGUCUGCCCCCAGUUUUCUGUCUGUAGUCACAUUUGGUGCUUGUAUGAUUUUAGGUAUCCCACUUUCAUCUGGGAAGAUUUUAUCUGCUAUUGCAACUUUCAGGAUUCUUCAAGUACCAAUAUAUGCUCUACCUGACACAAUUUCAAUGAUAAUUCAGACUAAAGUUUCCCUAGAUAGAAUUUCAUCUUUCAUCCGUAUGGAUGACUUGCAGUCUGAUGUUGUUGAGAGGCUGCCAAGAGGUAAUUCUGAUACAUCAUUGGAGAUAAUUGAUGGGAACUUUUCUUGGGAUCUUUCAUCCCCUAAUCAAACACUGAGAGAUAUAAAUUUGAAGGUGUCUCAUGGUAUGAAGGUCGCAGUUUGUGGAACAGUAGGCUCAGGUAAAUCAAGCUUAAUUUCUUGUAUCUUAGGGGAAAUACCCAAGAUUUCCGGUAUCCUUAAGUUGUGUGGUACAAAGGCUUAUGUUGCUCAAUCACCAUGGAUACAAAGUGGCACAAUUCAAGAGAACAUUUUGUUUGGUAAAGAGAUGGACAGAGAAAGUUAUGACAGAGUUCUUGAGGCAUGUUGCCUGAAAAAGGACCUGGAAAUCCUCUCUUUUGGUGAUCAGACAGUUAUUGGAGAGAGAGGAAUCAACUUGAGUGGAGGACAGAAGCAAAGAAUACAGAUUGCACGCGCUCUCUACCAAGAUGCCGAUGUCUAUCUGUUUGAUGAUCCUUUUAGUGCUGUUGACGCUCAUACAGGAUCUCACCUCUUUAUGGAAGUUUUGAUGGGCCUUCUGUGUUCCAAAACGGUGAUAUAUGUAACUCAUCAAAUGGAGUUCUUACCAGCAGCGGAUCAGAUCUUGGUAAUGAAAGAUGGAAAGAUUGUGCAAGCUGGAAAAUACCGUGACAUUCUAAAUUCAGAAACCGACUUUAUGGAACUCGUGGGUGCACAUAAGCAAGCUUUAUUAGCAAUUGGUUCAAUGGAGGAGGGACUAGUUUCCGAAAAAAUUAUCGAGGACAGCAGUGGCCCAAAUAGAACUACUGAGGUUGUCAAGAAAGAAGAAAACAAAGAUGUUCAGAAUGAUAAAUCAGAUGAAGUUGCAGAGUCGAAAAGGCAGCUUGUUCAGGAAGAAGAAAGAGAGAAAGGUAAAGUUGGGUUUUCAGUGUACUGGAAAUAUAUCACAGCUAUAUAUGCAGGAGCUCUUGUGCCCUUUAUAUUGCUCGCACAGAUUCUUUUUCAGACCCUUCAAAUUGGCAGCAAUUAUUGGAUAGCUUGGGCAUCACCAGUGUCUGAGGAUGUAAAACCUCCAGUUGGGAGCUCUACUCUAAUACUUGUGUUUGUAAUUUUGGCUAUUGGAGGUUCCUUUUGCUUGCUUGCCAGAAACAUACUUGUUGUAACGACUGGGUACAAAACAGCCACUCUGCUCUUCAAUAAAAUGCAUAUGUGCAUUUUCCGGGCCCCCAUGUCCUUUUUUGAUGCAACACCUAGUGGACGAAUUCUGACCAGGGCUUCUACCGACCAAAGUGCUGUGGAUUUGACCAUUCCCAUGCAAAUUGGGGGUUUUGCCUUCAAUAUGAUCCAGCUUCUAGCAAUCAUUAGUGUGAUGUCUCAGGUUGCUUGGCAAAUUUUUUUAGUUUUUAUUCCAGUGCUUUCCAUCUGCAUAUGGUAUCAGCAAUAUUACAUUUCCUCAGCUAGAGAACUUUCGCGGUUGGUUGGCGUAUGCAAAGCUCCAGUGAUACAACAUUUUGCAGAAACAAUUUCAGGGUCAACAACCAUUAGGAGUUUUGAUCAACAAUCAAGGUUUCAAAACACAAAUAUGAAAUUGAUGGAUGAAUAUUCUCGACCCAAUUUUCAUGUUGCUGGUGCAAUGGAAUGGCUGUGCUUCCACCUGGAUAUGCUGUCUUCGAUAACAUUUGCCUUCUCUUUGGUUCUCCUAAUUUCUGUGCCGAACGGCGUCCUUAAUGCAGCAAUUGCGGGCCUAGCCGUGACAUAUGGGCUCAAUCUUAAUAUGUUACAAGCUUCUGCAAUAUGGAACCUUUGCCGUCUGGAGAACAAGAUUAUAUCAGUCGAAAGAAUGCUUCAGUACUGUAGUAUUCCUAGUGAGCCACCUCUUGUAAUAGAAGGAAGCCGACCUGACCCUUCUUGGCCAUCCCAUGGAGAAUUUAGCAUACAGGAUCUGCAGGUUCGCUACGCUCCACACUUGCCACUUGUGUUGCGAGGUUUAACAUGCACUUUUUCGGGAGGGAUGAAAACUGGCAUAGUAGGGAGGACUGGCAGUGGUAAAUCAACUCUCAUUCAAACACUGUUUCGGAUUGUCGAACCUGCAACUGGCCAGAUUAUGAUAGAUGGCAUCAAUAUCUUAUCAAUUGGACUUCAUGAUUUGCGGUCAAGGCUAAGCAUCAUUCCACAGGAUCCGACCAUGUUUGAAGGGACUGUACGAAGCAAUUUGGAUCCUCUUGAAGAAUACACAGAUGAGCAAAUUUGGGAGGCUUUGGAUAAGUGCCAACUUGCAGAAGAAGUUAAAAAGAAAGAAGGAAAACUAGAUUCGAGAGUUACUGAGAAUGGAGAGAACUGGAGUAUGGGUCAGAGGCAGUUGGUGUGUCUUGGGCGCGUUCUAUUGAAGAAAAGUAAGGUCUUGGUGCUUGAUGAAGCUACUGCAUCUGUUGAUACUGCUACUGAUAAUCUGAUUCAGCAAACUCUCCGACAACACUUUUCUGACUGCACAGUCAUAACAAUCGCUCACCGGAUAACUUCUGUUCUUAAUAGUGAUAUGGUUCUACUUCUAAAUCAAGGGCUCAUCGAGGAAUAUGAUUCGCCAACGAAGUUGUUGCAGAACAAGUCAUCAUCAUUUGCACAACUUGUUGCAGAAUACAGUCUCAGGUCAAAUUCUAGUUCUGAUACGCAUUUAUCUGGAAACUGAAGUCCUCCAGUUACUGUUGUAUGUUAACAAUGUUCUACAGUAAAUAAUGGUAGUAUCCAGGUGAGCGAGUUAAUUAGCGGUUAUAAAUGUAAUUUAGGACUCUAAUAUUAGUGAUUGUGCUCACUAAUAAACUUCCUUUGAUAUUGUAAUAUACUUG